AUGUCUUCAGGAGCAGAGACCCCGUGUGGCAGUGGCCGCAGCAGCCCCUCAUUAGGGGGGGCCGACUCUGGCUACUCCUCCGGUACCAACAGUGAAAGUGAAUUGUCCGAGGUGUACUUCACCAAACAACAUCUUCGGUUUCUCAAUCGCCAGCUUCAGUUCCUUGAGCCUCAAGAGAUCCUGAGAUGGGCCAUCACCACCCUUCCCAACCUCUACCAGACCACGGCCUUCGGCCUGACAGGACUCGUCCAGCUGGACAUGCUGUCCAAGCUCAAGGUCCCUCGGCCGCAGAUGGUAGAUCUCAUCUUCCUUGACACGCUCCAUCACUUCCCGGAGACCUUGGAGUUGGUGGACAAGGUUCGAGAAAGAUAUCCUCUGGUCAACAUUCAUGUGUUCAAGCCAGCCGAAGUCGAGACCGCAGAAGAGUUCAAGAACAAGUAUGGCGACAAGCUAUGGGAGACGGAUGACAACAGAUAUGACUACCUGGUCAAGGUUGAGCCUGCGCAACGGGCUUACCGUGAGCUGCAAGCAUAUGCUGUUCUCACUGGCCGUAGAAGGAGCCAAGGUGGAGCGAGAGGAUCGCUCGACAUCAUUGAGGUCGACGAGGCUGGUCUGCUCAAGAUCAAUCCCAUGGCCAACUGGAGCUUCGCCCAGAUCCAGCAGUACAUCAAGGACAACGACGUGCCAUACAACGCCCUGCUGGACCGAGGUUACAAGAGUGUCGGCGACUGGCACUCGACCCAACCAGUCAAGGAAGGGGAGGACGAACGUGCGGGUCGAUGGAAGGGUCAACAGAAAACGGAGUGCGGCAUUCACAACCCUCGCUCCAAAUAUGCACAGUUCUUGAUGGAACAGGAGAAAAAGAGAGAGCGCGAGGCUCUAGAACAAGCUCUCCAGAAGGUCAGCCUCGAGGAGCAAUCAUGA
Messenger RNA from Fonsecaea multimorphosa CBS 102226, 924 nucleotides. Its product is annotated as phosphoadenosine phosphosulfate reductase. The record is from RefSeq and is a predicted model, not a curated record. Gene Ontology annotation, cellular component: cytoplasm. NCBI's taxonomy places the organism in Eukaryota, Fungi, Ascomycota, Eurotiomycetes, Chaetothyriales, Herpotrichiellaceae. Gene Ontology annotation, molecular function: phosphoadenylyl-sulfate reductase (thioredoxin) activity. The transcript has a single exon. Bases 1 to 924 code for a protein of 307 amino acids.